Molecule: messenger RNA, 3429 nt
Organism: Amoebophrya sp. A25
Lineage: Eukaryota; Dinophyceae; Syndiniales; Amoebophryaceae
Source: the annotation of a GenBank genome assembly
GAAAUGGAAAAAUUUGCACAUUUGUUGUGCUCUGACUGCAGUGCCGACUCCACGGCAGCUUCUUUCUUCUUUCGUCCAUACUUACUACUGCUACAAAUUAUAAGGUGAAUGUUUUCAAUACACCUCAACCUCUUACUACACUUACUCUUAAACAUAGAGCAAAAAAAAGACACCAUGACCAUGACUAAGAGCAGAGCAAGCAGUGCUGGGCAUAGCCCCGGCGGAGGUCACCAGCAAGUAGGGGGCUCUUCCAGCAGCACCGCUCCUGCUGGAGGUUCAAAACACGACAAAAAUAGAGGAGCAGCUGAGAAUCCGUGGCAGAGAGGCGAGUCUUUCGAUGAUCGUGCUUUGGGUCGGCAGCUCGAGAGUCAACGGCCAACAGCAGCAGCUAUUGGGUUCGGAAAAAGCGCAAGUCGAUCAGCGAGACAAAAGUGUGGAGACAUCUUGAUCUUAUGAUGCAGUUGUUGUUGUAGUAUUAAUUUGUGAUUCUAGUACACACAAGGACAGGGACGACGAGCAACUAAGGAGGUGGAACAAGAGUUGUAGUUGUAGUGAAUCUAGCUCUUCAGGCCUUGUCCUUUCAUCAAGUUGUUGAUGUUCAUCAAGUGUAAGACUCAUACUCAUAGCACUUUCAUCUUUUAUCUAAUCGCUAAAGGCGGAAACACGGACUUCUUAGGUCGUACAUCGCCAGGAGUGACGUAUGAUCUGAACACGAGUUUGCUCGACAGGUGGAAAGGCUGCACCUUCGGAACGUCUCAACGGCCGCGAUCAGCGAGCAAUAUACCAAGCUAUGGCCCAACAUACAACGACUUACACGGAAUUGUACCGAAGUUUGACAAGUAUCGCAACAAACGGGAGGGCCAGACAGUGUUUGGAAAAGAGACGAGGGAGGUACUCGUCAGGUUGUUGCUUUGGAACAAGUUGUUUCUUCAUUUAUAAUCAGCUGUAGUCCAGCGAGAUACACUCCUCCAUGUCCAUGUCCAUUGCAUCUUCAGGCUGGUGCCAAGAACGGCGCGAAUGUGUCGAAGGGUGCUGGAAAUGCAGAAUUCUACGCAAGAGAGAGUCCUGGGGCAAUCUACGAUCCAAACGACAGGCUUGUCAAGGCAACGUAUACACGACAUUACACGAUGGGAGCAAAGACGAAAAUUAGGACCACAGACGAGAAGAUGAGACUUGUUUUGCUUUGAAGAUGUUGAGAAGUGUGAGUGCGUUGUCAGUGUCGCAACAUAAGAUUAUCUUCGAGAAGUCUCCAGCACCGUCAUUCUCAUCCGCAUCCUUCCUUUUCAACACCUCUCCCUCUAACCUUCUGAUAGUUGGAGCCAGAAAACCUGCUCUCCCAGGGUCUGAUCCUGUGAGUUCCCUUUCGACCAAACCGAACCCUGGCCUAGGAAAACAGGUAGAGUCCUGCAAAGCAACAGCACCAAUUCGCAGUUUUAGCAAAGCGUCGAGAUUCAAGGUCCCUGGUGCGCCGAACAGUGGAGAGGUGGAGAGGCCUGUUAUGAGUGAAGAUUUUCGGGUUUUUCUGAGCAUGCGUUCCACCUGAGUAGCUUUUUCAUUUCAGACAUGAUCAACUACUAGUACCUUAAGGAAGUCCUAUCAAAUUAUAAGACUCUUUUGCUUACAGAAAACGAUUUGGAGCAAGUACGUCGUAUCUUCACGACUUCCACCUCCUUCUAAUCCCACCGCCCCGCGACCGCAGACAAGUCCCGCAGCAGCAGCCUUUCGUGCACGACCUGGGAGCGUAGAACUCCACUCUUCCCGCCUGUCCUCUGCGGCUAACGGGAAGAGUGGAGUUCUACGCGCAGGAUAUGGAGGUGCGGAGGGGGACGGACCCGGAGUGGAAGGUCAAACUGUAUGGUUCUGGUAUUUGAUAACCUGAGUUUGAUCCUAAGGGUUCUCUUCUUGUUUUCCCUUAUGAUCAAAUUCAGGCUAUACCAAAAAUACCGGAACCAUUCAUAAACACAAACGGGAGGAGCAAAUCUUCCCACUAGUCUAGGUGCUGCUCUUGCAGGUGCUGGAGAGCAAACAAGUGAUCAGCCAACAAUAACGAAGCCUUUGACGAACACUUCUGGUGCUUCAUCAGGAGCGACGAAAAAGAAUGCAACUCGAAUUGGAGGACAGCUAAACAAGCAGACUCUGACACGACACCCAAGUGCUCCUGGACCUGGAGGAAUCGUGCUGACGAAGAUUCAAAGAGGGUUGGGCAAGCAGAUCGAUCUCAAGAGUGCACCGGUGUAUCGGAUUUUUAAGGCUAUCACUUAAUUAUCAUGAAAGUUAAAAUUUAAGAAUAAAUGAGUCUUCUAAAAACUAUUUUCCGGAGUAGUAACUCACACUCAGUGGUCAUGUCCAUGUCUUUAUGGAGGGCCGAUUUUUAGAGUGAAGGAUGUAAUCGUAAAUAGAUUGAUACUGGCUUACUUGAAGGACGAGCUAUCUCUAACAUCCCCUCAGUCUCUCGCGACCAGCGUAACGCGGCUGGGAACAUGAUCACGCCACAAGAUCGGGGACCACUUGCGAAGUUCCAGCAUAUGCAUUUGAAGCAUAACGCCAAUGUGCCUAAUCCCUAUGAGGCAAGAAAGUGGAUGCCGGUUAGCUGAGAGGGAAGAAAAUGGAUGCUGGUUAGCUGCUAGCGUGGGAGGAAGAAGAUGGAAGCAAUGUGGUCAAGGGUAAAAAGCACUUGUUUUUACGCACGGCAAGGCAGCGUAAUUAAGUCGAGACCAACAACACCAUAGUGGCAAUUGAAUUUUUUGUCUUAUCUCGACGGCUCGCAUUCUGGUGACUCUACUCUCACGCUCGUUAUUGAUCUAAACAGCAUAAAAAUGCUGUUGGAGCAGAUAGUCAGUACCCUAAGAUCGAUGUAACUCCUGAACAAGACCCAGACGAGAUAUACUUUUAGCUAAAAUUAGGCGCUCUUUUUGACACGUGGUCUCUUCAUCUAUAAUACUUCUUCUUGGUGUAUCAAAUGAAUAGGUAAUAUUUGGCAAUUUUGGCUUGUUACCUUCUUGUUCUUGCAGUGUUGCUUUCUCGCUUUUAUAUAGAUACUUAUCUUUUUUUGGUUGAACUUGAUGUUCUUCUUCUUAUACGACUGGUUUUGUUCAACGCUACUUUCUGCAUAUCGCACUUGAGGAUUCUUCUCCAGCUGCGUGACGGUUCUGGCGCUUUAUCUUUACUGCAAUUAAGUAACAGAGAUCACUGACUUCGCAGUCCCUGUGGUAAAGGAAAAAGGGCUUUUUGUGCGUCAGUACACCUGUUCAUGAGCGAGAAGGUCACUGUAGUUGACCAUCCAACAUUAAGUUUGCCAGUAGACAGAAAAGAAAAAACGGUAAGAAAGAUUUCAUCAUCCUCGUUUUCCCUCACAAGCCCAAAAUAAAAGAUAGAGCCAAAAAAAGAGAAACGGUAGUGCGGAUUCAAGCAAGCAAACAGAGCAGUGGC